AGGACAUGCAUUCGUGAAUUGUCGUCCUAAUUUUAUAUCACAAUUUUAUCUUCAUCAUGAGUAAAAUAAAAAACGUAUUUUUUUUUGUAAUUAGUUAGAGCUGACCGCCUGCUGUUUAUAACUGUUUUUAAUAUAGAAAUAGUUUACAUAGAAUCAUCAAAGCUUAUUUAUUUAACAAAAAUGAAUGUUUCAGACGUUAUAAAAGUUCAAAAGGUAGAAAAUGUGUUAAUGCCCGACAAAUAUGGAUUAAAAAAUACUUUAGGCACAUUUUAUUUAACUGAAACACAUUUUAUCUUUAUGGAAUUAAAUGGCAAGAAGAAAAUUUGGGUUCUAAAUUCACAUGUCGCCAAUACGCAAAAAUUGCCAUUACUCUCAAUUGGUUCUCCACUUCGUAUUAAGUGUAAAAAUUUUUUCGUCGUUACAUUUAUAAUACCAAAAGAACGAGACUGUCACGAAGUAUUUUUAACAUUAUUAAGAUUAUCGUUUCCAACAAGAAUAGAAGACUUAUAUUGUUUUAAUUAUAAGGGCAAUAACGAGAGACUUACACAAGAUUUUGGUUGGAACUUUUUCAGUAUUCAAGAUGAAUUUCAAAGACAAGGUGUUCCAAAUGAAGAAUGGUCACUGUCUUAUCUUAAUGUGAAUCACGAGCUCUGCGAAACUUACCCAAAAUAUAUCUAUGUUCCCAGUUCAUGCAGUAACACUGUAUUAAUGGGUAGUGCUAAAUUUCGUAGUAAAGGAAGACUACCAGUAUUAACUUAUUUAUAUAACAAUAAGGCAUCCAUUUGCCGAUGCAGUCAACCAUUGUCUGGCUUUAAUGCUCGCUGUUUAAAGGAUGAACAAAUGCUUUACUAUUUACUUUGCACAAAUCCCAAUUCAAAAUACCUUUACGUAGUUGAUACAAGACCGCGAAUUAAUGCUAUGGCUAAUCGUGCUGCGGGAAAAGGCUAUGAAAAUGAAAAUUUUUAUGAUAAUAUUAAAUUUCAAUUCUUUGGAAUAGAAAAUAUUCAUGUUAUGAGAUCAAGCUUAACUAAAUUAAUCGAGUUGCAAAAAAUCACCUCGAUGAAUGAAUUUCUCAGCGGACUCGAAAGCAGUGGAUGGCUAAAACACAUUCGUGCAAUACUAGAAACAUCUUGGUUUAUAGCACGUAAUGUAGCUAAUGGGAUUAGUGUCGUGGUACAUUGUAGUGAUGGAUGGGACAGAACGGCACAAGUUUGUUCAUUGGCUGCUUUAAUGUUAGAUCCGUUUUAUAGAACUAUUCAUGGUUUCCAAGUUUUAAUAGAAAAAGAUUGGCUUGCAUUCGGUCAUAAAUUUAACGAUCGUUGUGGAUUUGUAACAAACGCUGAUGGUAAAGAAUUAGCACCAAUAUUCACCCAAUUUAUCGAUGCAAUUUACCAACUUCUGCAACAAUUUCCUUAUAUGUUCCAAUUUAAUGAACAAUAUUUGGUUACGCUACAUGAUCACGUACACAGCUGCCAGCAUGGAACAUUUAUUGGAAAUUGCGAAAAAGAUAGACAAUUUUUAAAACUUUCAGAAAGAACCUAUUGCCUCUGGGGCUAUAUGGCUCAGCACAUAAAUGAAUUUAUAAAUCCAUUGUAUUCAAGUAUCCAAUAUAAAGAAGAAACUAGUCGCAUUCUUAAGCCAAAACUUUAUCCGCAAAGUAUUGUAUUGUGGCGAGGACUUUACUUCAGAUUUGAAAAUGGUGUUCAUCCUAGGGAAUCUUACGAAGAUAUUCUUUUAACAAUGAACAACCAUAUCAGUUCCAUAGAAGAUCAUAAUAAAUUUCUUGCUAAAAGGAUAAAUUCAAUAGGACAAUUAAAUACAUCAAAUAAUAUAGAGCUAACGUCUCCAAAUAAGUGCAAAUUAGACAAUGAAUAUCUAAAGGAAUGCCCUCUUAAAGAAAAAUUAAUUAAUAUUAAGAACGAUACAAAUAGUAGAAAUAAAGAGGAAAUAAAGGAAUUAGUUAGCGAAUUGAAUGUCAUAGCAUUGGAAUGGAAAUCCUCUAGAAACAUGAGUGAAUGUAAAUGUGCUACUACUUUUGAUGCUUUUAAUAAAAAGUAUCAUUGUUGGUCGUGUGGAAACGUAUUAUGUCAGCGAUGCAUGGGUAUGAACAGUCCACAUGCAAAAUAUUCGACUCAGCGUGCAGUUCCAACUUGUAAAUUUUGUUCUCAAAAAUCGACAGCAUUAACGUCUAUAACACCUUAAAAAUAGAUCUACUUUAAACAUUUCAUAAUCAGAGAAACUAUUAUCUUUAUUAUCGAAAUUAUUUAAUAUUUAAUCCAACAUUUAUUACACUUUUCAAGUUCAGAUCUCGGAAUAGGAACUUUCAUUAAUCUUAACUUGUCACUCAAUUUCAAAUGUGCUUGAAUUUGAA
Molecule: messenger RNA, 2371 nt
Organism: Ceratosolen solmsi marchali
Lineage: Eukaryota; Metazoa; Arthropoda; Insecta; Hymenoptera; Agaonidae
Gene: Mtmr6
Product: Myotubularin related protein 6
Exons: 13
Coding region: 181-2202 (673 amino acids)
Biological process (GO): phosphatidylinositol dephosphorylation
Cellular component (GO): cytoplasm
Molecular function (GO): phosphatidylinositol-3-phosphate phosphatase activity; phosphatidylinositol-3,5-bisphosphate phosphatase activity; metal ion binding
Source: RefSeq, a predicted model, not a curated record